Molecule: messenger RNA, 363 nt
Organism: Cetraspora pellucida
Lineage: Eukaryota; Fungi; Glomeromycota; Glomeromycetes; Diversisporales; Gigasporaceae
Source: the annotation of a GenBank genome assembly
AUGUCUCCCACAAAGCGAGCAAGCUCGAAAUAUUCGGAUUGGUUUGAAAAGGCUUUGAGAGAUGGUAUUAUAACCCUUUAUAAAUAUUCUUUAUAUAGUAAUGUUAAAGAAGUUGGAAAAGGUGGAUUUGGGAUAGUUUAUUCAGCUGACUAUGAGGGAAGAAAAGUCGCAUUAAAAAGCGUUAAUACUAAUGAAGUGACUAAAGAAUUUGUUAUCGAGCUUAAGAGACUAAGUUCCAUUAAGUCUCACCCUAAUCUUAACCAAUUCCAUGGAGUUACGAUCGAUACAAAAACUGGAAAUCUUAUGUUGGUACUGCAAUUUGCUAAUAGAGGAAACUUGCGACAAUAUUCAAAAGAUCAAUGA